AUGAGGGGCCGGAUCCCGCCCGCGCUCUGCCUGGCCGUGGCCCUGGCUGCGCUGCUGCCCGCGGCCUGCGCCCGCCGGAGCCAGGACCUGCACUGCGGAGCCUGUCGGGCACUGGUGGAUGAGCUGGAGUGGGAGAUCGCCCAGGUCGACCCCAGGAAAACCAUCCAGAUGGGCUCCUUCCGGAUCAACCCCGACGGCAGCCAGUCGGUCGUGGAGGUGCCCUACGCCCGCUCAGAGGCACAUCUGACAGAGCUGCUGGAGCGGGUGUGCGAGAAGAUGAAGGAAUACGGUGAAAAAGUGGAUCCGUCCACACACCGUAAGAGUUACAUCCGGGUGAUCUCCCAUGACGGGACCAAGAUGGACCUCUCCGGGGUCAAAAUUGAUGGAGACGUGGCUUCUAGCCUGAAGUUCGCGUGUGAGAGCAUCGCCGAGGAGUAUGAGGACGAACUCAUCGAAUUCCUCUCCCACGAGGCUGACAACGUCAAGGACCGGCUCUGCAGCAAGCGGACGGACCUGUGUGACCACGCGCUCCACAUCCCGCACGACGAGCUGUGACGCAGACGGCCCCGGCUGCCUCCGGAGGACGAUGCCAACCUGUCCCGGCAGCCUCACGGGACCAGGACGGCGCCGGGCUCUUGUCCGGACAUCCCCUACCUCUUGGUUCACCUCGUCCCCGCUGACCCCGCCGGGACGGGCAGACGUACUGGGGAAGACGCGGCUCUGGAGCUGGUGCAGACGCCGUCUCACCCAGUCUGGUGCUCUUGUCCUAUUUAUUCACGGUCCAUCCACUGCAGCCGCGGUGCAACCGGGACGCUGGCCUUGCUUCCCCACGGGGCAGCUGUGGGGGCCAGGGCUGCGUCCUUGCUCCUGCCGGGACGUUUCAGCAGGCAGCCAUCCAGGGACCUUCCUCCGCCGCUGCCGGGGGAUGCGGUGGGGU
Gavia stellata (red-throated loon) is the source of this 937-nucleotide messenger RNA. It is a transcript of the gene CNPY2, whose product is annotated as canopy FGF signaling regulator 2. The record is from RefSeq and is a predicted model, not a curated record. The coding region runs from base 1 to 555 and encodes 184 amino acids. The transcript is spliced from 5 exons. Gene Ontology annotation, cellular component: endoplasmic reticulum. NCBI's taxonomy places the organism in Eukaryota, Metazoa, Chordata, Aves, Gaviiformes, Gaviidae.